This is a messenger RNA of Elaeis guineensis (African oil palm), 327 nucleotides long. The record is from RefSeq and is a predicted model, not a curated record. Lineage: Eukaryota; Viridiplantae; Streptophyta; Magnoliopsida; Arecales; Arecaceae.
UGAAUUAAAGAAGGAACGGAGGAAGAAUUUACUAGAAUCCUCCAAUCGAUCCAGAGGUGAUGGGGUUUUAGGAGGAGGAGCGAGGGGAUGGUUUCGCGUUCUACGAAUAUGAAAACCUGAGCAGAUACUAAAAGAAAAAACCAAUCAAAAACGAUGGAUGCUAUGGAUACCGACACGAGCGAUCACCGGGAUAUGGAGGGGGAGGACGCCGGCGACGGGCCGGCCGGCGGCCAUCGCCGCGAUGCCCACGAGAGCGCGUGGAAUCUACUCGUCUUGGCGCGCCAGCUCAUCAACCAGGGGAAGCCCUCUCUCGCUCUCCAAACCGUA